Drosophila rhopaloa is the source of this 588-nucleotide messenger RNA. RefSeq names its product glycine-rich protein DOT1. The coding region runs from base 1 to 588 and encodes 195 amino acids. NCBI's taxonomy places the organism in Eukaryota, Metazoa, Arthropoda, Insecta, Diptera, Drosophilidae. The transcript has a single exon. The record is from RefSeq and is a predicted model, not a curated record.
AUGCGUGCCUACAUUGCGAUUACCCUUUUGGCCCUGGUGGCAGCGGUCGUGGCCCAAGGAGGUGGCGGUUAUGGUCGCGGAGGACGCGGGGGAGGUGGUGGUUAUGGUCCUGCAUACGGCGGUGGCGGUGGCGGAGGUGGUGGUGGCGUUGGCGUUGGAUUGGGCCUUCAUGUAGGCCCUGGAGGCUUUGGUGGUGUACACGGUUUUGUCGGUUCCGGCGUUCCAGAACGUUUUGGAGGUCUUUUAGUUUUUGGAGGUCCUGGCGGUCCUGGCAGUCCUGGUGGUCCUGAAGGUUAUGGAGGCUUCAAUGGUGGUUUCGGAUCGGGUCCACCGCGUCAACCUGGUACCCGAGGUCGGCCAGGUCGCCAAGGUCGUCCACAUCACCCACAUGACCCACGUCGCCCAAGACCUGUGCGCACCACCACGGAGAAUAGUUUGCUUGACAAAACCACCGCUAGCUCUUCCGGCGAAAGCAGCUCCACUGAUAGCACCACCGAGAGCAGCUCCACUGAUAGCACCACCGAGAGCAGCUCCACUGAUAGCACCACCGAGAGCAGCUCCACUGACACCACCACCAAUUCAGGAUAG